UUCACGCCCUUCCGUCUACGCAAAUUGCGUAAAUCGACAGCGGUGGACGGUUCAUUCAUAUCAGUGAAGCAGGUGGUAACAGUUAGGGGAUUUGACUUAUGUUAUUAAUGAGGAUACUUUAUUAAGUGGUAAAGAACAUAACAGUACAGCAGCUUUAUGAAACGGUAACUUUGAGAAUUUAAACGAGCAGAAACACAGCAUCUAUUAGCUAACAUUAGCUAUUAGCAGCUAUCUUUGUUCAAACUGAACAGACAGUUUUCUCAUCUUUUGACAUACCUGUAAUUACACACUUAACUUCGGAUUGGACAUUAACUGGGGAGAAAUGGAGAAGCGGAGGAUCACACAGGAAACCUUUGAUGCUGCUGUCAAGGAAAACAUGGACGAGUUUGAGAUGGAUCCUGAUGAGGCUUUGAAGGAGGCUGUGGAGCAGUUUGAGUCUCAAGGUGUGAACCUCAGUUGUAUAGUAAAAGCUGUACCAGGUGUAUCAUCUGAUAACCAACAAGAGGAGCCAACACAUGAGGUCUUACAGGCGUUGGAUUCCCUCCGAGUUGGAAAAGAUUCAUCUGGUCUUAAGGAAAUGACGGCAGACUUAAAACGCUUCACUGAGCUUUGCUUACUUGGAUUUGCCCAGAGAUACCUGGCUGCCCAAAAAGGCGCCUACCCCGUCAUCCUCUCUUACUGCAAAAAGAGUGUGGAGGAGCAGGAGGCUGUGUUGACUGCACUGUCUGUUCUUGCUGCACUGACAGAUGGACAGCCAGACUUGUUGGAUGCAGAGGGCAAGCAGUACCUUUUGAAUGUCCUUAAGAAUUAUAAGGCAGAUUCCUCUGUGAUGCGUGCAGCCAUCUGCACUGUGCGUCACUGCUGUUUGAAACAUGAACAAAACCGGCAGGAUUUGGUAAAAGGGGGCAUUCUGCCACUUCUGACCGGUGCCAUUACACAACACAGUGGAAGUGCUGAGCUGGUCAAGGAAGCCUCUGCCGCUCUCAGGUUCAUGACCUUUGACGAUGAUGUCCGCGUAACGUUUGGGCAAGCUCAUGAACACGCCAAGCUUAUUGUUCUUGAGCACAAUGGACUUAAGAUUUUAAUUGACGCUGCAAAAACUCACCUUGAUAAUACUUCUGUUCUGAGUGAGCUGUGUGCAACUCUGUCCCGUCUGGCUGUAAGGAAUGAGUUCUGUCAGGACAUCUGUGAUCUUGGAGGAUUGAAACUCAUCAUGACGCUGCUGGCGGACAGCUAUGAGAUACCGGAGUUGGUUCGGCAGGUCCUCAGUGCAAUACGAGCUGUAGCAGGAAAUGACGAUGUGAAAGAUGCAGUUGUUGAUGCUGGUGGAGUCGAGCUCAUUGUCAUUGCUAUGAACAAACACAUCAGCAACUCAGCUGUAUGUGAGCAUGGCUGUGCAUGCCUCUCUGUCCUUGCCUUGCGUAAACCCAACAACUGCAAAGUCAUCAUGGAAAAUGGAGGUGCCUUGGCUGCUGUGCAGGCUAUGAAGACACACAAAGAUUCACUCAAUGUGCAGAAACAGGCAUGUAUGCUGAUGAGAAACCUUGUUGCACGUAUGAGUAACUUAAGCCAAGCCAUCCUGGAGAUGGGAGCAGAGGACCUGAUAACUCAGGCACUAAAGACCCAUCAAGACUGUGAUGACGUGGGUAAAGCAGCCCUCAGAGAUCUGGGAUGCCAGGUGGAGCUCAGAGAGCUGUGGACCGGCAAACAUGGCAGCCUCACCAACUGAAAGUAGAGGAGAGCAAUAACUCCUAAUAAUGAGUUUGCCUAAAAUGCAAUUUUAGUCAAAAUAAAAUGCUAUGUUGGUGUACCUAGCCAAGAGUUGAGUCAAACGCUUCAACCCAGAUUGACAUAUUUGUUGAUGUGGAAAAGGCUAGUCCCAGACAGCGCCUGUCAGAGGUUGAAAAGGUUGUCCAGUCCUUUUUUUUGUUUUUGACAAGUAGUAUUAUUAUUAUUAUAUUCCUUUAUUGAUCCCCAUGGGGGGAAUUAAGGUAAUUGUAAUCCUGGUGAAAUAUUUUAUUUGCUAUUGCUAUUUUGUUCACAAAUGUUCUGUUGCCUGAUACUAUUUCUGCAUUACAGUAAUGUCAUUAGGAUGUUAGGAGUUACAUUUGUGUGUUUUGCGACCAUGGGUAAAUAAUAAAUAAGUGUAUAUGCUUCUAUGCAAAUAGUUAAUCUGCACUAUGCCAUGUUGAUUCCUUUCCCACGUUGGCACAUUUUAACAUGUAUUUAAUGCCUUAUACUUUGACUAGAUCUACACAUUUCCUUUUUAUGUUUGUAAGUUUGUAUAUGCAUCAUUACAGUGAACAACUUUAAUAUCUGAUAGUAAAACCUACCA
This is a messenger RNA of Anoplopoma fimbria (sablefish), 2335 nucleotides long. RefSeq names its product armadillo repeat containing 6 (gene armc6). The transcript has 7 exons. Lineage: Eukaryota; Metazoa; Chordata; Actinopteri; Perciformes; Anoplopomatidae. The record is from RefSeq and is a predicted model, not a curated record. Gene Ontology annotation, biological process: hematopoietic progenitor cell differentiation. The coding region runs from base 323 to 1729 and encodes 468 amino acids. Gene Ontology annotation, molecular function: protein binding.